This is a messenger RNA of Jaculus jaculus (lesser Egyptian jerboa), 1326 nucleotides long. Its product is annotated as zinc finger protein OZF-like. The transcript has a single exon. Gene Ontology annotation, molecular function: RNA polymerase II cis-regulatory region sequence-specific DNA binding; DNA-binding transcription factor activity, RNA polymerase II-specific. The record is from RefSeq and is a predicted model, not a curated record. Lineage: Eukaryota; Metazoa; Chordata; Mammalia; Rodentia; Dipodidae. Gene Ontology annotation, biological process: regulation of transcription by RNA polymerase II. The coding region runs from base 320 to 1198 and encodes 292 amino acids.
CAUGCUGAGAAGCCCUGUGCUCCUGAGGAAUGUUGAAAAGCCUGUUGCUAGAUGACAUAUCUCAGAGCAUCUGAAAGCUUACUCUGGGGAGAAACCAGGUGUAUGUGGCAAAGAAUAUUGAAUAUUAGAAAACCUACUAGAAAAGUUUGCACUGAUAUAGUUAUGCAAUCAUUCAAACCCUGCAUUUGAGUGAGAGGUCAGACACAGAAGCCUUAGAACUUAAGAAUGUGGAAAUAUCCUCAGCUCAGAGGAAAUCCUUAUUUCUCAAAUAUUUCAUAUUGGAGACCAACCUUGUGAAUGUGGAAAAACUUCCAUUCAGAUGUCACACCUCAGUCAGCAGAGAAUUUACAGUGGGGGAAACCCCUUUGCCUGUAAAAUAUGUGGGAAAAUCUUCAGCCACAAAUCAAAUCUCACAGAACAUGAGCAUUUUCAUAAUAGAGAGAAACCCUUUGAAUGUAAUGAAUGUGGAAAAGCCUUUAGCCAAAAGCAAUAUGUGAUUAAGCAUCAGAACACUCAUACUGGAGAGAAGCUUUUUGAAUGCAGUGAUUGUGGAAAAUGCUUUAGCCAGAAGGAAAACCUGCUUACCCAUCAGAAAAUUCACACUGGAGAGAAACCUUUUGAAUGCAAAGAUUGUGGUAAAGCUUUCAUUCAGAAGUCCAACCUCAUUAGGCAUCAGAGAACUCACACAGGAGAGAAACCUUUCAUAUGUAAGGAGUGUGGAAAAACCUUCAGUGGCAAAUCAAACCUUACUGAGCAUGAGAAAAUUCAUAUUGGAGAGAAACCCUUUAAAUGUAAUGAAUGUGGAACAGCUUUUGGCCAGAAGAAGUACCUCAUAAAGCAUCAAAACAUUCACACUGGUGAGAAACCCUAUGAAUGUAAUGAAUGUGGAAAAUCCUUUUCUCAACGAACAUCACUUAUUGUGCAUGUGAGAAUUCAUUCAGGUGACAAACCUUAUGAAUGCAAUGUAUGCGGCAAAGCCUUUUCUCAGAGUUCAUCUCUCACAGUGCAUGUGAGGAGCCAUACAGGUGAGAAGCCCUACGGUUGUAAUGAAUGUGGGAAAGUGUUUUCUCAGUUCUCCACCCUCGCUCUGCACUUGAGACUACAUACAGGUAAGAAGCCUUACCAGUUCAGUGAGUGUGGGAAGGCUUUCAGCCAGAAGUCACACCAUAUUAGACACCAGAAAAUCCAUACUCAUUAAAAAACUUAAAAAUGUUUACUAUGGGGAAGUGUUCAUUAAUAAUUUAUACCUCACAGUGGAUCAUUCAGUCAUUCUGAGACAAAAUACCACAAAUUAGGUGAACUUUAACAAAUGCUAAAAAUCAUGGA